AUGGCGGCAGAGUGGCUGAGCGGACACAUAGAUCGUGGAGAUGACGCGAGAGAUGUGUACUCGUACUCUCUCGAGGGGCAGAAUGAGCUUCUUCAGUUCUUGAAGGCGAUUCGCCCGGAGUGGUCAUUUCCGAAGAAGAACGGCAAAAGCAAUUUGCGGAGUGUCAUGGACAAGCUGAAAGCAGUACGUGUUGGCACUGUUUGGGAGUUAUUCCGUGCGGUCAUGCGGAAUACCAUCAGUGAGGAUCUUGCUCAAGCAGGGUACUCCGUGUUGAGCAAAGAGACUCUCGACAGGAUUCGCAAGCGAACGAGCUUCUUCAGGCAGCUCGAUGUCCUCACUGAGACGGACUGCCGCCAGACAGGAGCUUUUGCACCAGUACCGCAACUCCUCUCACAAAAGAAACUUGCUUAUUGGAGCAAGGUACCGUCACAUCAUGGAAGAAAGUUUGAUGAAAGGCCGCAAUCUCCUGAGCGUAGAAGCUCCAUUCCAAGGGCAUCUUCUUCUCAAUCUCGCAGAGCCAGUCGCUCUGGUCACUUCGAAAACCGGCUUUUCGUCAGCAAUGGCAACCUGAUCGAGGUUGAUGGACGGGACAUGUGCAGGCCAAGAUUACGUGGAGCCAGGACAUGCGUCCGACGUGGACAUGACAUUGAGCCUUUCAGGGCAGAGAAAUCAGAGGCUGAUACGAGUCAAGCACUUGACAAGGACCGUUGGGCUUUGAAAUCCGCGAUGCGACUACCUGCUCUUUCCAAAACUUGGCAGGCUGGUGACAACAAGGCAACCUGUUCAAGCAGUCUUGAUUCUGGUGACAAGCCUCCGAAGAUUGGCUUGUUGCGAGAAGCAAGCCAAGUGUCCAUUUCGGGGGAUGACUCACACACCUUGCGAGAUGGAUCGACUGAGAACCGCACAAGACUUGGCAGUGGCCAAAGUAGCUUCCUCUUCAUGACGCCGCAACAACGGGCUCGCAGCUCUUCAGUAGAUCAUUCUAGCAGUGGCCAGGAAGCCGAUACGCUGUUGGCGACGGUGGUGAAAUUGCAGCAGGAAGCGGCAGCCAUGCAAGACUUCCGGCCGCCAAGCUGGUCAGUGCUCCGGCGACAUGAGAAUGCCCUCAUUGAGAGUGGCCAGGCAAUGCUUGAUGAGCAAAAGGCCCUUUUCGAAAGGUCCAAACUGCAGAAGCUCAUGGAGCAAGAAGGUCUUUGUUCGCCAAUGCGGCAGCAUGUGGCCAAAAAUGUUCGUUCCCGCCUGAAGGAGGAGAGUGAAAAAGUGGCGGCUGAGGGGCUAGAGAUGCAGCACAAGUGCACCAACAUCAGGAAAAACCUCGGCCAAAUGAUGAAUGCAAGGAGGGAUCUUGCCUCCCUUCGACGGGCAAUUGUUGGGCGAGGUAUUGAUGAAGAGCAACUGAAGCGGGACUUGCUAACGAGCUGACUUCCAGCGUUUCCUGGAUCAGUGGAUGAGUUUUGCAGAGGAAGAUCCUCUGUUGAGGGGAGCAGCUUGGUUUCACCCUUGGUAAGACAGUUGUGCAGUUGCCGUCUUGUCCUACCUGGAUUGUACAAACCACGACCUGGUCUCCGAAGGAGAUCCACACCGAUUCGGUGCAAAGGGUAAACUGAUGUAAACUGGAAAACUAUGG
Molecule: messenger RNA, 1627 nt
Organism: Cladocopium goreaui
Lineage: Eukaryota; Dinophyceae; Suessiales; Symbiodiniaceae
Source: the annotation of a GenBank genome assembly